AUGUUUGACCGCACCACCGACUACCAAUCGCCUCUUGCACGCCAUAUUCUGAGUUCACUCCCGAUGGUGGAGGAGGUCACCAUCGGAUCGAGUUUCGUUACCGUGAAGCGAGUCGAGCAAUCGAACGCGAAGGCCGCCGCUCGGUACUUCGCGAUGCAAUUUAACGGAACCAUGGCUGGGAGUGCCUCCGACGACGACAACAGCUACACCGAAGCGGUCGCGAGGAGAUCGCAGGAACUGCAGAACGUCGUCCAGGAGGCCAUGAGGGAGGAUGAGGGGGGGGUACCAGGAGAACAAAUGAGCACUCAGGGGGUUUCCUUGGAUGAAAAAAAUGCCGCCGUCGAUACGAAAGCCCCUGAGGCUGCAGAGAACUCCUCCCAAGGUGACUCAGAGAGGGAGGUGGCGUCUGUAGCCAACCCCAUGCCACCGGAGCCAGGGGAGGCCGCCGCGAGCCCUGAUGAUUCCUUCGAGCUCGGCGGUUUUAAAAUCUCCUCCGCGCCGACCGAGGAUAUCCAGCUGGAUGAACAGGCGAUUCAGUCCCUCAUCGAGGCUUCCUCUUGGUCCGAACUGAAGCUUCACGUCAGUGCGCUCAUCACGGACCACCUUUAUAGCGGGCAGCCCCACGUCUCCCCGGAUGCACCGCAUCCAUAUAUUGAUACCCUCCCACAGGAAGGCGAUUCGGAGGUGGUGCUGAUGAUUAAAGAGUUGAUCGAUACGAACAUCCGCCCGCAGCUUCAAAAAGAUGGGGGUGAUAUCCGAUUUAUCCGCUUCAAUCCGGAGACGGGGCUCAUGGUGGUGGAGCUGCUUGGGGCGUGUAGGACUUGCAAAAGUGGGCCUACCACACUAGUCGAUCUGAUAGAACGCACCACAUUUCAUUGGAUACCAGAGGUGAAAGGGGUUUUAGAGAUCGGUAAGAAACCCUCGGGCUUCGAAAAAUUUGCCGACGCGGUAGAAGAAGGCAAUGAAAAUGCACAAGAUGCAGGGGUGCCAAUAGAGCUAGAUCAGGUAAAAGUGCCUGUGUUGCGAAGGCGAACCUCCUCGAAAACUACUGAGGUAUCACAUGUGGAUAAAGCUAGUGAAUUUGCAUCAACCAAUGCGGAAGAGAGCAAAGUGGCCGUAUGA
Molecule: messenger RNA, 1122 nt
Organism: Phytomonas sp. EM1
Lineage: Eukaryota; Euglenozoa; Kinetoplastea; Trypanosomatida; Trypanosomatidae
Source: the annotation of a GenBank genome assembly